Messenger RNA from Aspergillus candidus, 549 nucleotides. Its product is annotated as extracellular proline-rich protein. Lineage: Eukaryota; Fungi; Ascomycota; Eurotiomycetes; Eurotiales; Aspergillaceae. The record is from RefSeq and is a predicted model, not a curated record. The coding region runs from base 1 to 549 and encodes 182 amino acids. The transcript has a single exon.
AUGAAGUUCAACGUUGUCGCCUCGCUGGGUCUUCUGGGCUGCGCCCUUUCCCUGCCCGCUCCCAUCCGCAACUAUAUCCGCCACCAGGGCCUUGAGGCGCCGUUCCCUCUGCCUCCUGGCGUCCUCCAGCCUCCCGGUGACUUCGCCACGGGCCUUCCCAUCCCUACCGGCACCUCCGUCCCCACGGGCCUCCCGACCAACACGCCCGUGCCCACCGGCGCCACCUUCCAGAAGCGCGAGGCUCUGAACAUUCCUGGUCUCACUGACCUGCCCUUCCCUUUCCCCACCGACCUCCCGACUGGUCUGCCCACUGGCCUGCCUACCGGCCUGCCCACUGGCCUGCCCACUGGUCUCCCGACUGACCUCCCGAUCCCUACUGGCCUGUUCCCCACCGGCCUUCCCACCGGCCUCCCGAGCAUCCCCUUCCCGACCGACCUGCCCAUCCCGACUGGCCUCCCGACUGGCCUCCCCACGGGCUUCCCUCCUCUGCCCACUGGCCUCCCCACGGGCUUCCCUCCUUUGCCCACUGGCCUGCCUUUUGGCGCUUAA